Messenger RNA from Capsicum annuum, 2721 nucleotides. Its product is annotated as N-terminal acetyltransferase B complex auxiliary subunit NAA25. Gene Ontology annotation, molecular function: protein binding; protein-N-terminal amino-acid acetyltransferase activity. Gene Ontology annotation, cellular component: NatB complex; cytoplasm. Gene Ontology annotation, biological process: N-terminal peptidyl-methionine acetylation. The record is from RefSeq and is a predicted model, not a curated record. Lineage: Eukaryota; Viridiplantae; Streptophyta; Magnoliopsida; Solanales; Solanaceae.
GUUCUCUGCAGCAAUGGAGGAGAGAAGCUAUUACUCUUAGCAGAAGGCCUUCUGAAGAAGCAUAUUGCUUCUCAUAGUUUACAUGAACCGGAAGCUGUUAUUGUAUAUAUUUCCUUAUUAGAGCAGCAAUCUAAAUAUGGAGAUGCCUUAGAACUUCUUACUGGAAAAUUUGGGUCUCUUAUAAUGGCUGAAGUUGAUAGACUACGUUUACAGGGGAGACUUCUUGCUAGAGGAGGUGAUUAUGCUGCUGCAGCCAGUGUAUUCCAGAAAGUUUUAGAACUAAGCCCCGAUGAUUGGGAGUGUUUCCACCAUUAUCUUGGCUGUUUACUGGAGGAUGACAGUAGCUUGUGUAAGGGAGCAAACAAUGACUCUACUUAUCCUCUAAAGCUGAUGCACUCCCAAGUUUCUCACAUGACAGAUGAAGCAUUUGGUUCUCGCCUAUCAAAUGCUUCAUCUCUUGUACAGAAGUUGUUAACAGAGGCAAGUGAUGAUACUGUAAGAUGUCCUUACUUGGCAAAUAUUGAGAUCGAAAAAAGAAAGCUUCUACAUGGAAAAGGUGAUGUGGAUAAGUUGUUGGAGGCCUUGGUACAAUAUUUUUUCAGGUUUGGACAUUUGGCUUGUUUUGCUUCUGAUGUUGAAUUUUUUUUACACAUUUUGGAUCUUGAUAAGAAGACACAGCUUCUGGAGAAGCUGAUGGAAUGCUGUGAGUCUAUUCCAACUAAUCCCAGAAAGACUCUUGGGCAGCAUAUUUCUGUGUUCAAAAUUCAAAAUAUUGUUGGAAGCAUGGUCACUCAUCCCACUAAUGAGCUGGAGACAAUAGCUGUAAAGAUGACACAAAUGUAUUGUGAAAAUCUCCCACUAUCAAAAGAUUUGGAUGCUCAAGAGAGUAUGUAUGGCGAAGAUCUUCUGUCUAUGGCAUGUGACUUGUUGGUCCAGCUCUUUUGGCGUACUAGGCACAUCGGGUAUCUGGUGGAAUCAAUUAUGAUAUUGGAAUUUGGUUUGACAGUACGAAGACAUGUCUGGCAGUACAAGAUUUUGCUGUUGCAUUUGUACUCUUUCUGGAAUUCUCUUCCGUUGGCUUAUGAGUGGUAUAAAACUCUGGACGUGAAGAAUAUUUUGUUGGAAACUGUAUCACACCACAUUUUGCCACAGAUGUUAGCAUCUCCAUUGUUGGCUGAUUCAACAGAUAUUUUAAGGGAUUAUUUAAGAUUUAUGGAUGAUCAAUUUAGAGAAUCUGCUGAUCUUACUUUUCUUGCAUAUCGUCAUCGAAGUUACUCUAAAGUUGUUGAGUUUGUUCAGUUCAAGGAGCGAUUGCAACAAUCAAGCCAGUAUUUGAUGGCAAAGAUUGAAAUACCCAUUCUGCAGUUGAAGCAGAAAGCAAAUAACAUUGAAGAAGUGGAGGGUAUUCUAGAAUGUUCGAAACAAGGAGUUCAGUUUCUUGAACUGUCAGAUGAAAUUGGAAGCAAACCAUUGACCUUCAAUGAAGAAUUGCAGCUGCGGCCCUGGUGGACACCAACGUAUGAUAAAAAUUAUCUUUUGGAGCCAUUUGAAGGAGUAUCUUAUUGCACCGGACAAACCUUGGAUGAUCAAAUCAAAGAGUCUCAAGCUAAAGUGGUUAAAACAAUUGAAAAGAGGUCCCUUUUGCCAAGAAUUGUCUAUCUCUCAAUUCAGUGUGCUUCAUCAUCUGUCAAGGGAAGUGUUGAAGCAAAUGGUUCUGUCUUGGACCCCAAUCUAUCAUCGGAGCUGAGAUUAUUACUUGGGCGGUAUGCCAAUAUCUUGGGAUUUUCCUUCCAAGAUGCUAUAGAGCUGGCUUUUGAUAUUUCGAGUGGCCUUAAGGAUGCAGAGGCAUGGAGCUGCAAUCUGACUGAUUGGAUGAACUUUCUUGUAUUUUUAAAUGCUUGGAAUCUUUAUUCUCAUGAAGUAGAUAGAGAUUCAAAUAAGCAUGGUACUACAUGGCUUCUUGUGAAUUUAAUUCUUAAGAAGUAUAUCCUGGAUAAAGUCAGAUCGAUGGGACCACUAGAGUCAUCACCUGGAUGUGAUCUUCCUCAUCUGGUGCUACUGGUAACUGAACCUUUAGCUUGGCAUAUUAUGGUGAUUCAGUCUUGUGCCAGGUUGUUAUUGCCUUCAGGAAAGAGAAAAAAGAAAGGUGGACCUUCAGAGCACUGUAAUGUUGAGUUGUCUCAAGAAGUACAGGAUUCAAUCCGUUCUGUAUGUGAGGUUAUAGAGCUGGUUAGACAAUGGCUAAAUCAACAAAUAGGCAAGUCGGACAAUGACAAAUCGGAAAUUAUACUUUCAUCACUCCAAAAAGAUGGAGAGUUGGGACCCGGGAAGGUGUACCGAGUUCUUGGAACUUUAACCUCGUCCCCAACAAUUGAUAAGGGCCUUGGUGAUCGGAUCACUCGAGCAUUGCAGUCUUGGAGUCCUGCUGAUAUUACUGGAAGAAUCAUUACUAGUCAGCGCACUGCUUUAUCUAAUUUUCUCAGGAUUUGUGAUUCUAAAAUAAAAUCAUUAGAGGAACUGAAAGCUCAUUUAUAGCUAGUGGAUUUUCUGUGAGUUGCGGGAAAUUGUUCAGAGUGAUUUACUUUGUUUUUCUAGGUAUUAUUUUUUCCCAGUUUUUUUCCAGUUCGACUUAUCUCAUCCAACGUCGCUGUUGUACUCCGUCCAAAUUUUCCUUUUAUGUUUUAGUUAUGUACAAUAAACAUGAAAUUUAUUUUUCGAGUA